AUGGCGGCCAUAGUUGAAACUUUGCUUAAAUCAAGUGUCACUAAGUUGCAAGAUGUCAUUAUGGAUGAGGCCAUACUAAUCCUAGGGGUUGAAGAAGAACUAACAAAAUUGUUGCGACGAGUGGAACUAAUUCAGUGUUGUAUAUAUGAUGCUGAGAAAAGGAGGACAAAAGAGCAAGCAGUAAACAAUUGGCUUGGUCAAUUGAGAGAUGUUAUAUAUGAAGUUGAUGAAAUCCUGGAUGUGGCUAGAUGUAAAGGAAGCAAGCUACUUCUUAACCACCCUUCACCAUCAUCAGGCAAAUCAGUUGCAUGCAAAGGCCUUUCAGUUUCCUGUUGUUUUUGCAACAUAGUGGCACGCCAUGAUGUUGCUGUUCGGAUUAGAAGCCUCAAUAAAAAGAUUGAGAGCAUUGCAAAUGACAAGAUAUUUUCAACUUUCAAUAAUAGCACACAACCUAUUGGAAAUGGCCGAACAUCAAAACUGGUAAGAAGUUCCAACCUUGUUGAGCCCAACCUUGUGGGGAAGGAGAUUCUACAUUCUACCAGGAAGUUAGUGGACUUAGUUCUUGCACACAAGGAAUGCAAGUCUUACAAACUUGGUAUUGUUGGAACUGGAGGAGUUGGUAAGACAACCCUAGCUCAGAAAAUCUACAAUGACCAAAAAUUAAAAGGAUGCUUCAAGAUGCACGCAUGGAUUUGUGUAUCACAAGACUACAACGAAGUAACUCUUCUUAAAGAGGUUCUCCGGAAUGUUGGUGUGCAUCAUGAGCAGGGUGAAACCAUAGCAGAGCUGCAGAGGAAGCUUGCAGAAGCAAUUGAAGGGAAGAGUUUCUUUCUGGUUUUAGAUGAUGUGUGGCAUUCCAAUGUAUGGAUGGAUCUAUUAAGGCCUACAUUACACAAAACAAUGUCCGGAGUAAUAUUGGUAACCACACGAGAUGACCAAAUUACAAGGAGAAUAGGUGUAGAUCAUACCCAUCGAGUUGAUCUCAUGCCAGUAGAGGUGGGAUGGGAGCUACUUUGGAAGAGCAUGAACAUAGAGGAAGAGAAAGAAGUGCAAAAUUUAAGAAACAUGGGGAUUGAGAUUGUUCGUAAAUGCGGCCACCUCCCUCUUGCAAUCAAGGUUACCGCUAGUGCUUUGGCAAGCAGAGAUCUGACGGAGAAUGAAUGGAAAAAGUAUUUGGGCAAAUAUGCUGGUUCCCAGAGCAUGCUCUCAGAUGAAACAGAAGGAGCUCUGUACCUAAGCUAUGAUGGGUUGUCGCAUCGUCUUAAACAAUGUUUCCUUUAUUGUGCUUUGUAUGCUGAAGAUUCUAUCAUUGAGCGUGAAGAAGUUACCUGGUUAUGGAUUGCUGAAGGCUUCAUCGAGGAGUGGGAAGGCCAACUACUAGAAGACAUAGCAGAAGAGUACUACUACGAGCUAAUCCACCGGAAUCUCCUCCAACCAGAUAUCUCCUAUUUUGACAUGUCUCACUGCAAAAUGCAUGACCUCUUAAGACAACUUGCACUAAACAUAUCAGGAGAAGAAUGUUUUAUUGGAGAUGUUGAAACAUUAAUGGGUGAAAAUAUGUCAAAAUUGCGACGUGUUGCUGCUGUUACUAAGAAGGAUAUGUUGGUGUUAUCUAGAGUGGAUAAGGUGGAUGUUAAGGUCAGGACUUUCCUAACUGUUAAGGGUCCACGCAGAAUUGAGGAUACAUUGUUCAAGAGAUUUCGGCUUCUUCGUGUUUUGGUACUAAAUUACACACUUGUGCAAAGCAUUCCAGAAUACAUAGGGAAAUCGAUACAUCUACGUCUACUUAAUCUUAAUAAUACAGACAUAUCUUGUCUUCCGGAAUCCGUUGGCUGCCUAAAGAACCUUGAAGUACUGAGCUUGAUAUGGUGUGAUCAUCUGCACACUCUUCCUUCGGCAAUAACCCUGUUGAGCAGCUUAAGAUGUCUUGAUCUUCGCGGCACCGAAAUAAACGAGGUUCCAAAAGGGAUAGGGAAACUAAAGUUCCUCACUUAUGUAGUAGAUUAUCCUAUUGGUGAUGGAAGUGAUGAUACUGUUGUGCAAGAUGGAUGGAAGUUGGAAGAGUUGUCUUCUUUGUCGCAAAUGAGGUAUCUUAUUCUUGCUAAACUGGAAAGAGUGGCUCCUUGUAGUACAAAUGAUGUGCUGACAGACAAGGAGCACUUGAAAAAUCUAGUACUAAAGUGGUCCAUUUUUGGAGAGGGUACAUAUUCAGAAGAUGACGUUGGCAACACUGAGAAGGUCUUUGAGCAGCUAAUACCUCCACACAACCUGGAAGGCCUAUCAAUUAAUAGUUUCUUUGGUCAGCGUUAUCCCAGCUGGUUUGGUACCACUUGUUUGUCUUCGUUAAUACACUUGAAACUCCUGGGUGUACGAUCAUGUGUGCAUCUUCCACCGAUCUGGCACCUACCAAACUUGAAAUAUGUGAAAAUUGAAGGAGCACAUGCAGUUACCAAGGUUGGACCUGAAUUUGUUGGCUGCAAGAAGGGUGAUCAUGUAUGUAAUGAGUUUGUCGCUUUCCCUAAACUUGAAUUGUUGAUCUUCUCAGAUAUGCCUAACUGGGUGGAGUGGUCUAUUUUUGAGGAAGAAGUUGCUGAUGAUGAACAGGGAGAGGAUGGAGUUGAUGAGAUUCGAAGAGAGGAUGCCCCAUCUACAAGGUUGCGACUGCUGCCUCGUUUGUUGGAGUUGUACCUCCAUUACUGCCCGAAGCUGAGGGCUCUCCCGCAACAACUUGGAAAAGACACCGCCUGCUUGAAGGAGCUCAAUUUAAGAGGACUGAACAACUUGAAGGCCAUGGAGGACCGCCCAGUGCUCUCUAAACUCCUUGUUAUUGACGAUUGUGAAGGCCUGGAGAAGGUCUCCAAUCUCCCUUGUGUGACUGAACUGCAUGUAGGUGGUUGUCCAAACUUAAGCAACGUAGCAGGAUUGGGCAGUUUGCAUCAGCUGGGGUUGGACAAGGAUAUGCAAGAGAUCUCUUCAUGCUGGGUGCAUGGGCUUCAAGAGCAGCACCAGCGACUUCAUGGUGAAGAUCUGGAUAUCUACACGCUGUUUAAGAAGUAG
Molecule: messenger RNA, 3057 nt
Organism: Triticum turgidum subsp. durum (durum wheat)
Lineage: Eukaryota; Viridiplantae; Streptophyta; Magnoliopsida; Poales; Poaceae
Source: the annotation of a GenBank genome assembly